Messenger RNA from Striga asiatica, 3106 nucleotides. NCBI's taxonomy places the organism in Eukaryota, Viridiplantae, Streptophyta, Magnoliopsida, Lamiales, Orobanchaceae. The record is from the annotation of a GenBank genome assembly.
AUGUCGUGCCCUUUGCUUCAUAACCAUUUUCGUUUCUUCACACUCCCCCAGCUUUCCCAACCGCUAUCAUCCGUCGUGCGCCUUCAAUUUGCCGGCGGCCGGCGCUUACUCAAUAGAAAUUCAGCUCGGAUCUCGACCUUCACCUGCAUGUCUCACCGGCCUAACUUCCAAGGCGGCCGUCGCGGCGGCGGAGGUCGCGGAGGCGGUCGAGGCGGCGGCGGCGGCGGCGGUGGUAGAGGCAGGGGCGGAGGUCGCGGAGGCGAGCAGCGGUGGUGGGAUCCUGUGUGGAGGGCCCAGCGUCUGGGCCAGCAGCUCCCCAAGUUCGAGGUACUGGAUCGGGAUGAAUGGCUGGGUAAAAUAGAACAAAUGAAAAAUGGGGGAAAGCAAGAGAUGAUAAAGCUUUCCACCGAGAUUGAGGAAAGAGUUGGAAAUUUAUUGAACAGUUCCAAUGGGACAACAUCAGUUGGAAACAGUUCUACAUCCUCUGGGCCGGCAACGUUGCAAUCUAAACCUUCUGAAAUAAGCAGAUCAGCAUCACAUAUGGAGAUUGAUGCUGCCUCCGAGGAAUUUAGUUUUUCACUGAAACAAAAACAGGAAAAGAUGAGGGAAAGUGAGAGCGCAAAGGAAAUGCUGGCAUUUAGGGAAAAGCUUCCAGCUUCCAAAGUAAAAUCGGAAUUCUUGAAAGCUGUUGCAGAAAACCAGGUUUUGAUAGUGUCUGGAGAGACUGGCUGUGGUAAAACCACCCAGCUUCCUCAGUAUAUCUUGGAAGAAGAGAUAUCAUCUUUACGAGGUGCCAAGUGUAGCAUGAUAUGCACUCAGCCUCGUAGAAUAUCAGCAAUAUCAGUUGCAGCCAGAAUAUCUGCUGAAAGAGGGGAGAAGCUUGGUGACACUGUAGGUUAUCAGAUACGGCUCGAAUCAAAACGAUCUUCUCAAACAAGAUUGUUAUUUUGCACGACUGGGGUGUUAUUGAGGCAGAUGGUCCAGGACCCAGAUUUAACUGGAAUCACGCAUUUGCUAGUGGAUGAAAUUCAUGAAAGAGGCAUGAAUGAAGAUUUCCUGUUAAUAAUAUUGCGGGACAUUCUUCCUCGACGUCCUGAUCUUCGUAUUAUCCUUAUGAGUGCCACUAUCAAUGCUGACUUAUUUUCUAAAUACUUUGGAAAUGCUCCCACCAUACAUAUUCCUGGAUUGACCUUUCCUGUGAAAGAAUUUUAUUUAGAAGAUGUGCUGGAGAAAACUCGGUAUAGUAUCCAAGCAGAAUUUGACAACUUCCCAGGAAACUCAAGAGGCCGACGCCGUCAGCAGGAGGCCAAAAAAGACCCUUUGACUGAGUUGUUCGAAGAAGCAGACAUUGAAGCUCUCUACAAAGGAUAUAGUGCAAGCACCAGGCGAUCUCUUGAGGCUUGGUCAGAUUCUCCACUGGAUUUGGGCCUUGUGGAAGCAACCAUUGAGCAUAUAUGCCGCAAUGAAGGUAGUGGAGCCAUUCUUGUUUUCCUGACUGGUUGGGAUGAUAUUUCGAAGCUCCUUGAUAAACUCAAGGCAAAUAAUACUGUUGGAAACCCAAAUAAGUUUUUAGUUAUUCCUCUGCACGGCUCAAUGCCUACGGUUAAUCAGCGCGAGAUUUUCGACCGUCCACCUCCAAAUGUCAGGAAGAUUGUGCUAGCAACCAACAUUGCUGAGAGUAGCAUCACCAUAGAUGACGUUGUAUAUGUCGUGGACUGUGGAAAGGCAAAAGAGACGAGCUACGAUGCUUUAAAUAAGCUGGCAUGUCUUCUUCCUUCAUGGAUUUCCAAGGCAUCAGCACACCAGAGACGUGGCCGAGCUGGCCGUGUGCAGCCGGGGGUUUGUUACAGGCUGUAUCCUAAACUGAUCCAUGAAGCCAUGCCCCAAUACCAACUGCCCGAGAUGCUUCGAACCCCUCUGCAAGAGCUGUGUUUGCAUAUCAAGAGUUUGCAACUCGGUGUAAUUAGCACUUUCUUGUCCAAGGCACUUCAGCCACCCGAUCCUCUUGCUGUGGAGAACGCAGUUGAGCUUCUCAAGACAAUUGGUGCUCUUGAUGAUAAAGAAGAGCUCACCCCUCUUGGGAGGCAUCUGAGCACUUUGCCUUUGGACCCAAAUAUCGGGAAGAUGCUUCUCAUGGGAUCUAUUUUCCAGUGUCUUAACCCGGCACUGACAAUAGCUGCUGCACUUGCUUAUCGGCCACCAUUUGUCCUUCCUAUAAAUAGGAAAGAGGAAGCAGAGGAGGCGAAAAGAGCCUUUGCUGGUGAUUCGUGCAGUGACCACAUUGCACUCCUUAAAGCAUUUGAAGGAUGGAAAGAUGCUAAAGGGAACAGAAGAGAAAGGGCUUUUUGCUGGGAGAACUUCCUCUCACCAACGUCUAUGCAAAUGAUGGCCGACAUGAGGAUGCAAUUUCUCGAUUUACUGGAAGGGAUUGGCUUUGUGAACAAAUCCCUCGGCCCUGAAGCGUAUAACCAAUACAGUGAUGAUUUAGAGAUGGUAUGUGCAAUACUAUGUGCCGGGCUAUAUCCUAAAGUUGUGCAGUGCAAAAGGAGAGGAAAGAGAACAGCUCUCUUCAGUAAAGAAGUGGGGAAGGUUGGGAUUCACCCGGGUUCGGUAAAUGCCGCCGUUCACCUUUUCCCUCUGCCUUUCAUGGUUUAUAGUGAGAUGGUCAAAACCAGUAGCAUAUACAUUAGAGACUCGACUAAUAUAUCUGAUUAUGCUCUGCUGAUGUUUGGUGGAAAUCUUGUUCCGAGCAAAAAUGGUGAUGGUAUUGAGAUGCUCGGUGGAUAUCUUCACUUUUCUGCUUCAAAGACUGUAUUGGACUUGAUACGGAAAUUGCGUGGGGAGCUCGACAAGAUUCUAACAAAGAAGAUUGAGGAUCCAGGGCUCGAUGUUACUCUUGAAGGUAAGGGUGUGGUUGCAGCUGUAAUUGAGCUAUUGCACAGUCAAAAUUUGAGAUAUGUGUAAUUUUGUCAAUUAUAGGCCUUUUCUUACAUUACACAAACAAAUAGAACAAUCCACAUUAUGCUCACAUAUGAACCAUUUGAGGUUCUUCUAAGUUCUCAAACACAAUGGUUUUUAUUUAAUCAUUAUNGAAAUGUCUAUGUAA